Molecule: messenger RNA, 1480 nt
Organism: Brassica napus (rape)
Lineage: Eukaryota; Viridiplantae; Streptophyta; Magnoliopsida; Brassicales; Brassicaceae
Exons: 4
Coding region: 157-1158 (333 amino acids)
Source: RefSeq, a predicted model, not a curated record
CCGCAAGGGAUGGUUUGAAUAGGUGGAGAAUGGAACUGUAAAUAGGAUUCAAACGGGACAUGAGAUAUGUGAGAUUCUUAAGAAUUUCAAGAAUGAGUUUGGGAGACCGUUGCCUAAGGAAAAAAAACGAAAACGAAUUGAAGUGGGUGAAACGAGAUGGUUGCAGAGGAAGAAUAUGAAGAACAUUUUGAUCAAUGGCGUUGGAAGAAACGAUCAAUAUUGUUUGAGUUACCAUACUGGAAGGACAUGCCGGUACGUUACAACAUUGAUGUCAUGCAUGUGGAAAAGAACGUUUCUGAUGCUUUACUGUCUACUUUAAUGGGGAGUGCUAAAUCAAAAGAUGGCUUGAAAGAAAGAAAAGACUUGGAAGACAUGGGAAUUCGAAGUAACUUGCACACAGAGACACGAGGAAAGAGGAUAUACUUGCCUCCAGCGGCUUAUUGGCUCUCCAAAGAAGAAAAGAGCAUCUGCAAGCGGUUAUCUAAGUUCAGAGGCACGGAUGGCUACUGUGCCAAUAUCUCGAACUGUGUUUCUUUAAAUCCUCCUAGCAUUGGUAGUAUGAAGUCACACGAUCAUCAUGUACUAAUGCAUAAUCUUCUUCCUGUGGCAUUGAGAGGUUUGCUACCAAAGGGAACGAGGAAUGCUGUUACUCGUGUAUUCAACUUCUUCAACAAAUUGUGCCAGCGUUCUAUUGACCCAGAGAAGUUAAUAUACUUAGAGUCUGAGUUUGUAGAGACAAUGUGCGAAUUGGAGCGUUUCUUUCCUCCAUGCCUUUUUGAUAUCAUGUUCCACCUUCCCAUUCAUCUAGCUAGGGAGGCACGUUUGGGUGGACAUGUCCACUUUCGGUGGAUGUAUCCCUUUGAGAGGUACAUGAAGACACUUAAGGCAUAUGUUAAAAAUUAUGCAAGGCCAGAAGCGUGUAUGGCUGAAGGAUACUUGGCUGGUGAAUGCAUUGCCGUCUGCUUAGAGUUUCUUCAGAAUUCUGUACCAGUUGAAGAAACACUAAAGCGUAAUGAAGACGUUGAGCCUGAUGAGCUCAUACUUGAAGGACGUCCAUUGCGGAAGCCUAUAAAAGUAACACUUUCAGAGAAAGAAAGAGACAUAUCUCAUCGAUAUGUGUUGUUGAACACAUCAGUUAUGGAGCCAUAUCUUGCGUAAGUUCAUACUUGUUUCACCCUUACUGUCUACUUUAUUAUAAUACAUGUACUGUAAUUUAUGACUCAUGGAAAACAGUAUGCAUAUGGAAGAGUUGCAAUCUGAGGAUGUUCGAUGCGAAACAAAUGAAACUUUAUUGUGGAGAUAUCAUACCGAGAGGUUUGCACACUGGAUAAAGCAAAAGAUACCUACCAACUCAGAAGCUCAUUCAUCGAAGCUUAGGUGGUUGGCGUAUGGGCCAAGGGUUAUUGCUCAGUCUUACAAGGGAUAUGUCAUUAACGGACAUCGGUUUCACACAGAUGAUGUAAAGCUAAAGACUCAGAAC